Molecule: messenger RNA, 1285 nt
Organism: Juglans regia (Persian walnut)
Lineage: Eukaryota; Viridiplantae; Streptophyta; Magnoliopsida; Fagales; Juglandaceae
Product: AP2/ERF and B3 domain-containing transcription factor RAV1-like
Exons: 1
Coding region: 237-1172 (311 amino acids)
Biological process (GO): regulation of DNA-templated transcription
Molecular function (GO): DNA-binding transcription factor activity; DNA binding
Source: RefSeq, a predicted model, not a curated record
ACUGCGUUCAGCUUCAUACACUAUAAAGGAAUGCAUAAGCCAACAGGCAACAACACACUACAUAGCCAUGAACUGUCUCAUUUCCACCAUCCUCUUAGUUAACCCAAAACCAAUUACAAACCUAAUAGCUACCAUAGUCGUUGAUUCCCAAAUAUCAUCUUCGAUUAACCCAAAACCAAUACGCCUAAAGUCAUGAGGGCACGAGUGAUUCACUGUCAAUCUCAUCACCAGCAACGAUGAAAAAGUCCUUGGAGCUUUCAUGCCAGGAAGGGCUUGUAAGUAGAGCUGUAUCAAACUCAGAAAGUAUUGGCCGUUUUGAGGCAGAGUCGAAAAAGUUACCAUCUUCCAAAUACAAGGGAGUAGUUCCCCAGCCCAACGGCAGAUGGGGAGCACAACUAUACGACAAACAUCAACGCGUGUGGUUGGGAACUUUCGACGAGGAGGAACAUGCCGCUCAUGCCUAUGAUAUUGCAGCACUAAGGUUCCGUGGCAACAAUGCCAUCACCAAUUUCAAGCUUUCCUUGGAUGGGAACAAAGAUGUCGUCGAACUUUAUUUCCUGAAUUCUCAUUCCAAGGAUGAAAUUGUGGACAUGCUCCGGAAACAUUCUUAUGCAUGUGAACUCGAGCAAACUAGGUACAACAUUUCUGCAUGCACUGGCACUAGAAAAACAACUAAAAGUAAUGGCGAAUUCGAGGACACGCCCGGGUCUGAUCCAUUUGAUGUAGCCAGGAAGCACCUUUUUGAGAAGGUGGUGACGCCAAGUGAUGUGGGGAAACUAAACCGCAUGGUGAUACCAAAACAGCAUGCCGAGAAGUAUUUUCCAUUGCCUAUCGAAAGUGCUGCAAAGGGUGUGCUGUUGAAUCUGGAAGAUGAUGCAAGAAAGGUAUGGAGGUUUAGAUAUUGCUACUGGAGCAGUAGCCAAAGCUAUGUUUUGACAAAAGGGUGGACCAGAUUUGUGAAGGAGAAGAACCUGAAAGCUGGGGAUAGAGUUAGCUUUCAACGAUCCGGAGAACCUGCGAACAAGUUAUUCAUAGGAUGCAGGCCACAAAAGGGAUCGAGUUUGGUGGGAAUGUCUGAUCAGGAAAACUCAUCAAAAUCUGUUGAAGCUACAAGACUUAUCAGGUUAUUCGGUGUCAAUAUUUUGGAAGCACCUGCAAAUCAUGUGUUGUAGUACGAGGAGGUUGAGGGAGUGCGAACUUGUUGGAAUGAAAAAAAAAAAAAAAAUCUAUAUUUAUCUCUCUCGCUUUCUUGCAUUAUACUUCAUCAUGCUAAACUACGGCUAAA